AAUAAAAAGCCAACCCAAAAAGAGCAUUUUCACUACAAAUUUUCCACACAAUUUGGUCAAGUUUGCAACUCCAUGCAUUUAGUACCACCCUUAACAAAUUUCAAAACUUCCAAUUUGCUUCAUCUUCUUCUCCAUUGUUGAAUUUCUUCCCCAAAUCUGCAGAAGUCUGAAUGCAUCACCAUAUCUUAUCUCCCAAAUCCCUAAUUUCUUCCAAUGUCUUCUUCCCCUCAAUCUCUCUCCUCCCUCCCACAAACCCUAAUUCCACCAUUCCUUCAUUUCCAUCAAAUUCGUCUAAAACCCUCAGAAAUUCGAUAGUUAAUUGCAAAGGGAUCGAAGUUUCAGUCCUAAAUAAUCUCCCCAAUUCGCUCAAUUCUUCCAGUACUAAUGACAAGUUGAGAAACGUAGGUGUUAAAGAUGUCGAUAUUGCGACGCUUGGAAACCUUUGCGUCGAUAUUGUUUUGAAUGUUCCUCAGCUUCCCCCGAAGCCUUUGCCUGAGAGGAAAGAUUACAUGGACUCCCUGUCUUCUUCUCCUCCUGAUAAGCAAUAUUGGGAAGCUGGUGGUCACUGUAAUACAGCUAUUGCAGCAGCCAGACUGGGACUGCGAUGCCUUGCAAUUGGUCAUGUGGGUAAUGAAAUCUACGGCAGUUUUCUUCAAGAUGUGCUACAAGAUGAGGGAGUCAGUUUUGUGGAAAUGGUUGAUGAUCUCCAAGCAGUUAGGAGUGAAACAGAAGCAUAUCAAACCCUCCUUUGCUGGGUUCUGGUGGAUCCUUUGCAUAGGCAUGGAUUUUGCAGCCGAGCAGAUUUCAGUGACGAGCCUGCUUUUAGUUGGAUAAAUGACCUGUCAAGGGAUGUAAGAUUGGCUAUCAAACAGUCAAAGAUUUUGGUGGUUAAUGGGUAUGGAUUUGAUGAGCUCUCCCCUGGUUUUAUAGUGUCUUCUUUGAAGUAUGCUAUAGAAGUUGGAACUUCUGUUUUCUUUGAUCCUGGACCAAAGGGAAAAUCUCUAUCUACCGGAACUCCUGAAGAACAAAUGGCACUUAAUGAGCUUUUGAAGAUGAGCGAUGUUCUUCUUCUAACUUCUGAUGAGGCUGAGUCAUUGACUGGCAUUGGGAAUCCGGUAUUAGCUGGGCAAGAGUUGCUCAAAAGGGGAUCAAGGACCAAAUGGGUCAUCAUCAAAAUGGGAUCGAAGGGUUCAAUACUCAUCACUUUGUCUGGAACAUCUUAUGCCCCAUCGUAUAAGGUGACGAUCAUUGACACUGUUGGGUGUGGGGAUAGUUUUGUAGCUGCGGUGGCAUUUGGUUUCGUGCACAAAAUGCCGAUGAUCCACACAUUAGCUAUAGCUAACGCAGUUGGCGCUGCCACGGCUAUGGGCUGUGGGGCCGGCAGGAACGUUGCAACCUUCACAAAAGCAAUGGAACUCAUCAAAGCCGGUGACCUAAAUGAAGAUGACAAGUUUUGGAGGGAUCUUCUUGAUAAAAUUACAGAGGUUCAGGAAUUUACUUUGCUCUCAAGGAACGUAGUAAACGAAAUAGAUAGUGCAUUGAAUUGCGUGCCAUUAGAAACGAUAAUUCCCGAAUUAACAAGUAAACUUGAAUUAGCAAAGUUGAUUACUACUAAUGUCUUCUCUUCUGAACCAUAGUUAUUAUUCUCUAGUACAUACCAUUUUGGUUGUUGGUUGGCAUUGCCCCCAUUCUUCACCCUUCUUCUCUCCAUCUUUUGUAGUCGAGGAGAGGCCGGUUGAAUUUUGGUUCAUUGUUCGUGAUCUAAUGGAUUACCGUGAAAUUGGUUCCUUGAUAGAGAUGAUAGCAGAGGGAGCAUUUUAGCGGAGUUACUGAAAUUUUUGUAACUAUUUGCAAAAGAAAUUGUAAAUUAUGUUGCUUGAAUGAAUUACUACAGUAUUCCUAAAAUUAGGGGUCUUUGCCACAUUGGUGAUUGGCAUAUUGGUGUAUAAAUUAUGGCAAUGUAUUUUGGAGUGUAUCGUAUAUGUAUCUUAUUUGCCCAAGCAUAUUUUUUUUAACAAUGUUAAUAUGUUAUAAUGUACUCAA
Messenger RNA from Spinacia oleracea (spinach), 2043 nucleotides. RefSeq names its product fructokinase-1. The transcript has 5 exons. The record is from RefSeq and is a predicted model, not a curated record. Lineage: Eukaryota; Viridiplantae; Streptophyta; Magnoliopsida; Caryophyllales; Amaranthaceae. Bases 171 to 1637 code for a protein of 488 amino acids.